UCUUUACAUUUUUUGUGACAAUGGAUGACAGAGAUAAAGCUCAGCAUAAUAUGAUAUCCAAUUUGCCGCUUUUGUUUGCAAAUGGAUACCCCACGUCGCUUGAAAAAAUAAGCGAAUCACAAUUAGAAAGUUUUAUUCCAUUUAUGGUACAGUGCUCUUUGGGCCAUAUAAACUUACCAAAAAAAAUUGACUGCAGUGAGCCCGAGUGGUGGCCGGAAAACGCACCUUUUGGAAUUCCGUUAAAAAAACCAAACGAUUUUGUUGGGAGCUGGAUGGAAAAAAUGAAAGAAAUUGUAGUAAUUUGCUAUCAAUUUCACAAAAGCUUAUUUUUAUUACGAUUUUGUAAUGAUUUAGCUGCAUAUGAACAUGCAAGCUUAAGAUUUAUAAACAAUUAUAAUUCAACAACCUCGCUAUAUGAUAGAAGAAACAACAAAUUGUUGGUAACAUUUCGGAAUGAAAACAUGUCAUAUGACAGACAGCAAAAAAAUAGAAAAUGCUUGUUACUUCAACAAAAAAAUUUGACUACAUCUAUUGAUAAUUUACAACAUAUGAUGGUGGAACCACCACCUUUUGAUAUAUAUCUUUGCGACAAUUGUGAUGCCGAACUUUAUUCUAAACAAGCUAUAUUGGAACACGAAAAUAUUUGUUGCAUGGAGGAUGAUGUAAUAGUUUGCGACUCCCCGGAGCCUGAAAUUAAACAUGAAGGAAAAAAUGAAAACGACGAAUUGCGGAAUGCUUUUCUUUUGAAUUUUAGCCUUCAAUCUAAAUUUUCGGAAUCUCGUUUUCCUAAUGAUAUACAAAAAACAUACUUAUUUAGUGAAGAAAAAUUCAUGGAUUCAACGGGGAGAAAUAGACGGCUACCAUCGCGAAGAAAUCGAAACGUACACUCAUUUAAUAGAUGUUCUUUUAUCCCAAUAUCAUCACCAGCAGGACAGAAACUAUUAAGAACUACAAAACAAACAGUAUCUGUGGAAUAUAUGUCCGAGAGGCAGGAACGUCUUGACCGAUUUUGUUACACUCCCUUAAUUUUAAAAUCAAGUACUAAACAAAAAUUUUUCGAAAAAAAAACAAGCGGUAACCACAUUCAUUGUACUUUUAAAAAAUCCCACGAACAUAAUUUUCAUAUAUAUUCAUUUCCCCGUCGUCAAUUUGGAAAACGGAGAGAUAUAACUCAAAACUUUUUGUUUCUGAAUUCUCCGUUACUUAAGCAAUGCCGUCCAAUUUCAGUCAGAUUAAAAAAAAUUUCUGAACAUGUACUUGGAGAUCAAAUUCCCAUUACAAAUGCAAAACUUAACAUUAGACUUACUCGCAAUAAUUCGCUUAACUCUAAUUGGAGAAUUUCGCCAUCUAGCGAAGUCAUUCUAGACACUAUUGAUUUAUGCUCAUCAGAUGAUGAGCAACAGGAGCAAACUAUUGUGUAUCCGAAAAUACUUGGUUCUGAUGCACUUGCUAUAAUAUCACUUACGCAUAAAAACAGACUGUCCAGUAAAAAAGCUGAUGUAUUAAGCCAAACAAAAUUUCAUAUGGAACCACAAACAUUAGAUGAUAACACCAUCAAACCGCUCCAACAAUCUGUGUAUAUAUUUUCCAAUUACAAGGCUAACUCAGUUUUAAGUCGUUGCGCUGCUGAUUCGAAAUCAAAUCAGUCACUAGUAUCUUUAAAUACAUCGAAUACAUUUUCUGAUUCUCAAAUCCACCCAAAAGAAUAUAAUCAAGAGAACUGCAAUUUUUCAAAGAAUUUAAUAGCUGUUACUGAUUGGUACGCACAUUCAGCUACUUCCGAAAAAACACCAAUAAGCCAAACAACUGACAGUAAUACAUUUGAAUCCCUUUCGGCAGUCCAACCAUACAAUAGUAGUGGGCGCAUAAUUUCUAUUGAUUUGACAACAUAAAAAAUGUCAUCUCUAAGUUAUCAAAGUAUAUUGUUAUUUUAAAAGGACAAAAACACACCCAAUAACUGCAAUCAAAGUGUAUUCCUCGAAAUAUGAAAAGAAAGUGCAAUUUUUGGUUGUACUAGGGAAUUCUUAAAUAAAAAGAAACGAAAUAUUUUUAA
Drosophila persimilis is the source of this 2053-nucleotide messenger RNA. RefSeq lists its product as uncharacterized. Gene Ontology annotation, biological process: regulation of transcription by RNA polymerase II. Gene Ontology annotation, molecular function: RNA polymerase II cis-regulatory region sequence-specific DNA binding; DNA-binding transcription factor activity, RNA polymerase II-specific. Gene Ontology annotation, cellular component: nucleus. Lineage: Eukaryota; Metazoa; Arthropoda; Insecta; Diptera; Drosophilidae. The coding region runs from base 21 to 1892 and encodes 623 amino acids. The transcript has 5 exons. The record is from RefSeq and is a predicted model, not a curated record.